AAAAAUGUAGCCUUAAUUAUUUUAAAAACAGAUGAGUUACAAUGAUUGGAGCUUUUCAAGAAACAUACCUGAGGUCCAUGUUGUAUUUGAAGUACCAACUCAGCCCGAUGCAAUGUCAAAAGUUCCAAGUAGUUCGAGCAAUGAUAUCCAAAGUGAAAGAACAUUAAACGAUCUUUUCAGCAAAUUACUCUGUGGAUCCCCCGAUUCUUCUUGGUCAUUAUCACCGGAUAAACUUGUGAAGGGUAAAGUUGUUCACCAGUUUCCAGCUGAUCAUAGUGAAAGAGUAAGAGAAGUUCCAAACAGUCUUAUGUUUGCUGUACUGGGAUGGAGCGGCUCAAAGCCCAACAUUUCUAUUGAAGUAUUCGAUGCAAUUUCAGAGAAAUGGUUCUAUUUGAGGCAGAAAAAUUUCAUUAAAAGAGCUUACCACGGUGUUGUUGCAAUUGGUAUACAUAUCUAUGUAAUUGGUGGUUUUGAUGGUCGUAAUUGCUACAAUAGCACAUACCGCUUUCAUGUAGAAAAAAGAUGUUGGUCUAGAAGAGCGAGGAUGUUAGAAACAAGAUGUUAUGUGACAGCUGUCGGUUGCAAAGGUGUCCUCUACGCCAUCGGUGGAUUUGAUGGCGAUGUAAGGACUAGUUCUUGCGAAAAGUAUGUUCCGAGUUCCCAUAGAUGGCAAUAUAUUGCCGACAUGAACCACAGAAGAAGUGAUGCGUCUGGAGCAGUUUACAAUGAUAGAAUUUUUGUUUGUGGUGGUUUUGAUGGUCUUAACAUUCUAAUGUCAGCUGAGAUAUAUGACAUUAAAAGUAACCAAUGGACAUUCAUUGCACCUUUGUUAGGACCUCGAAGUGGACAUUCCAUGGUUUUCCACAAUCAAUCAAUACUUGCAAUCGGUGGAUUCGAUGGAUCCAAACGUUUAAAGUCUGUUGAAAAAUACGAAGAAAGUGAAAAUCAGUGGGUGGAUCACGUGCCUAUGCACUCACAAAGAAGCAAUUUUGCAGCCACUGUUUUGAGUAAUGAAUUGUACGUCAUGGGCGGUUAUAAUGGUUUAUCUACUUUUUCGGAAGUCGAGAAAUUUGAUGACAAAACUGAAAAAUGGUUUAAAGUAGAUAAUCUGAAACGUGAUAGAAGUGCGCUGGGAGCUUGCAUUUUCAACAAUUUAGAAGCAUUUUCUACUUGUUCCGUUCCAGGUAAAGCUUGUUGGUACAGUACAGAUUAUUUUAAAGGCGAAUUUCGGCAACUGUUAAACUUCAUUUAAAACUGGUACACUAUUUUUUAGCGAUUAUUGUGUCUUUUUAAAGCUUUAACAACAUGAGAAAAACUUGGGGCAAUAUAAUGAAAAGCCAUAUUUUUAAAACUUUUGGGGAAAGAAUCUUUUAAGAGUUUUUCGAUAAAAACUCCAGGUUUUACAUGCAA
Molecule: messenger RNA, 1410 nt
Organism: Parasteatoda tepidariorum (common house spider)
Lineage: Eukaryota; Metazoa; Arthropoda; Arachnida; Araneae; Theridiidae
Source: RefSeq, a predicted model, not a curated record